ACUGGGGCUGAGCAUCGUGCAGUGAGCUUUGCAGACCCCAGCUCCAGCCCUGCUUGCGGAUCCCUCGGCCCCCACAGCACCAUGAAGGUCCCCACGGCUGCCCUCAUCACUCUCUUCCUCGUGGCCUCCUGCUCCCUGUCCGAGGCACAUCUUGACGGCGUCCCCACAUCCUGCUGCUUCAGCUACCAGCAACGCCCUGUCCCGCGGGCUCUCAUCGCAUCCAUCUACACCACCAGCAGCAGCUGCACCCAGCCAGGGGUGAUCCUGGUCACCAAGAAGAAGAAGGAGCUGUGCGCAGACCCCCAGGUGCCCUGGGUGAAGGCACAUCUCAAGCACUUCCAGCCUCAGAAUAACUGA
This is a messenger RNA of Tyto alba (common barn owl), 357 nucleotides long. RefSeq names its product C-C motif chemokine 3-like. Gene Ontology annotation, molecular function: CCR chemokine receptor binding; chemokine activity. Gene Ontology annotation, cellular component: extracellular region. Lineage: Eukaryota; Metazoa; Chordata; Aves; Strigiformes; Tytonidae. Gene Ontology annotation, biological process: inflammatory response; G protein-coupled receptor signaling pathway; cellular response to type II interferon. The record is from RefSeq and is a predicted model, not a curated record.